This is a messenger RNA of Clunio marinus, 2190 nucleotides long. The record is from the annotation of a GenBank genome assembly. NCBI's taxonomy places the organism in Eukaryota, Metazoa, Arthropoda, Insecta, Diptera, Chironomidae.
CUAAAUUCACAUGUCUAUUCUUAAAAAUUAUAUAAAAAGUUCACAUCAUAUCAAAUGUAUAGGAUCAAGAUGGGUUUCCACAAGCAAGUUUUUCUUGGAGUUCAACACAAGACCUAGUAAAAAAAUUCAGUUUACAAAGGCACCAGUUGGCCUUUUUGGGAUUCCCGAAUUGACUUCACAUGAAGGAUUUUAUUUCCUUAAAGAGCAGGCUAUAUUUAAAACUGAUGAUCUAAUCGCAGAAGCAAUUUCAUCAACAAGAAAUAGAAAAAUAGUCCAAAUUUUCGAUGAACUUUCUGAUACAUUAUGUAAAGUUGCAGAUUUAUCAGAAUUCAUUCGUCUUGGUCAUCCACAAGGAACAUUUUCACAUGCAGCUGAAGAUGCUUGUAUUUCAAUCAGUGGUGUUGUCGAAAAGCUAAACACACAUCGAGAACUAUUUCAAUCACUUAAAAAAGUGGUUGAUAAUGGUGACAUCGUAGAAACUACAGCAAUUGAUGAGCACGUUGCAAAGUUGUUUCUCUUUGAUUUCGAACAGUGCGGAAUUCAUUUGGAAGAAGAUCUUCGGCAACAGGUCGUGAAUCUUAAUGAGUGUAUUCUUCAGCUUGGUCAACGUUUCAUGUCAGGAGCUAUUCAUCCACGUUCGAUACCCAAGACUAUUCUUCCCGAAAAUAUCAGACACAUGUUUUCAAUUGACGGUGAUAAGAUUCUUGUUUCGGGAUUAUAUGCUGACUCUCCAAACGCUUUAGCAAGAGAAUCUGCUUACCGUUUAUAUCUGUAUCCAGACUCACACCAAGAACUUCUUCUUUCUGAACUUAUCCGAGCUCGUCAUGAUUUAGCAACAAUCUGUGGAUUUCCAACUUACGCGCAUAGAGCUUUGAAAGCUUCUACUGUAGAACAUCCUGACGUAGUUGGUGAAUUUCUCGACAUUCUCAGCGACAGAUUAAGACCACGAGCACAGAAAGAUUUCGAGAUUAUGCAACAAAUGAAGCUUUCCGAUGGUGGCAUCAAUACACCUCUUGCAGCAUGGGACACGCCAUACUUCACUUCGAGAAUGAAGAACAAAUAUCUUCAGAUAUCAUCACAAGCAACAGAAUUUAUGCCAUACUUUAGUCUUGGUGGUUGCAUGGAGGGAUUUAACAAUUUAAUGAAAUCAUUAUUUGGUAUUCGUUUGGAGAAUGUUGAAAUGGGUCCUGGUGAAAGUUGGGCAGACGACGUUUAUAAGCUUUGUGUUAUUGAUGAGAAUGAACAACUUUUAGGUCAUAUUUAUUGUGAUUUCUUUGAACGAACUGGAAAACCUAAUCAAGAUUGUCACUUUACGAUACAAGGUGGAAAGUCACUUCCAAAUGGAGAAUAUCAAAAUCCAAUUGUAGUGGUAAUGCUUAAUUUUAGUCUGCCGAGAUGGAAUCCAACUUUGUUGACACCUUCUAUGGUUGAUAAUUUAUUUCAUGAAAUGGGACAUGCAAUGCAUUCAAUGUUGGCUAGAACUGAAUAUCAACAUGUGACUGGAACAAGAUGCAGUACUGAUUUCGCUGAAGUGCCUUCAGUACUCAUGGAAUAUUUUUCAAGUGACUCUCGUGUUUUAAAGACUUUCGCCAAACAUUUUCAAACACAAGAGCCAAUGCCCGAUGAAAUGCUCGAAAGACUUUGUGCAUCGAAGCACGUCUUUUCAGCAAGUGAGACACAACUUCAAGCUUUUUAUUCAGCUCUUGAUCAGGUUUAUCAUGGCGAUCCUAAAAAUCACAAAGAAAACACAACUGAAACACUGAAAAUGGUUCAAGAAAAAUAUUAUGGACUUCCAUAUGUCAACAACACAGCAUGGCAACUUCGCUUCUCACAUCUUGUAGGAUAUGGCGCUAAAUAUUAUUCAUAUUUGUGUUCACGAGCCAUUGCUUCAUGGAUUUGGCAGGAAUACUUCCAGAAGGAUCCUUUGAAUCGGUCGCAAGGUGAUAAAUAUCGUUAUGGUUGUUUAUUUUAUGGCGGAUCAGUUCCAUCAAGAGAGUUGGUUGGUCGUUUCCUGGGUAAAGAAGUUUCGCCACAAAACCUUGCUGAAAACUUAAUUAAUGAAAUUGAUGAACAUCAAUUUAACACGAAAUCUUAAUGAAAUGUGAUUGAGCAAAUAUCUGAGUUGAUAUUCAUUUGACAUUAUAAAAUAAAUUAAACAAUUAAAAAAUAUUUUAUCUUGUUUCGAAACAA